Asparagus officinalis (garden asparagus) is the source of this 1542-nucleotide messenger RNA. RefSeq names its product protein STRICTOSIDINE SYNTHASE-LIKE 3-like. The record is from RefSeq and is a predicted model, not a curated record. NCBI's taxonomy places the organism in Eukaryota, Viridiplantae, Streptophyta, Magnoliopsida, Asparagales, Asparagaceae. The transcript has 4 exons. Bases 131 to 1306 code for a protein of 391 amino acids. Gene Ontology annotation, biological process: biosynthetic process. Gene Ontology annotation, molecular function: strictosidine synthase activity.
UGCCUCCCACCCGCUACCUACUUCGCUGCCUCCAUAAAAUCCCCCACCCAGCACCAAAAGGGUAAUUUUUUUUAAAAAAUAAAAAAAAGCCCCCCACGGUCAGAUAAUUACAAAAUCAACCCCCAAAAAGAUGUCGCCGGCGACAAAACUCCUCGCCGGAGCUUUCCUCCUCUUAGCUCUCUACUGCGGCACCGACCCCCUCAACCACAGCUCGAUGGCGGAGUUCCCGGGGUUCGAGACCUACGCGGUCGAGUUACCGCCGGCGGCGGAGAUCCCGACCGCGAGGGACGCCGAGGAUUCUCUGCAGAGGGCGGAGGCUAGGUUUUUGGGUCAGGUUCAGGGGCCGGAGAGCGUCGCUUUUGAUCCGCAGGGGCGUGGGCCCUACACUGGUGUUGCUGAUGGUAGGGUUUUGUUCUGGAAUGGCGAGGCUUGGUCUGAUUUUGCUUACACUUCGCCGGUUAGGUCAGACAUAUGUAACCCUAAGUCUUCACCUUUGGACUAUUUGAAGAAUGAGCAUGUUUGUGGACGCCCACUGGGUCUCCGAUUCCACAAGAAAACUGGAGACUUAUACAUUGCUGAUGCAUAUUUUGGACUGUUAAAGGUAGGGCCUGAAGGUGGUUUAGCUACCCAGUUAACUACAGAGGCAGAAGGAGUCCCUUUAAAUUUCACAAACGAUUUAGAUAUUGAUGAAGAAGGGAAUAUCUAUUUUACUGACAGUAGCACCAAUUACCAAAGGAGGAACUUCAUGCAACUGGUUUUCACCGCAGAACCUUCAGGUCGACUUCUGAAAUUCAACCCUGUGACGAAGGAAACCACUGUCCUUCUUCGAAACCUUCAGUUCCCUAAUGGCUUAUCUCUAAGCAAGGAUGGAUCAUUCUUUGUGUUCUGUGAAGGAUCACGUGGCAGGUUAAGUAGGUACUGGCUAAAGGGUGAAAAAGCUGGAACGUCAGAGCUUUUUGCUCAACUUCCUGGAUUCCCUGAUAACGUGAGAACUAACGAGAAGGGCGAGUUUUGGGUGGCCAUCCAUUGUCGACGCACAAUUUAUGCGCACAUGUUGAGCCUCUAUCCUCGAUUGAGGAAGUUUUUCCUCUCACUUCCAAUCAAAGCCAAGUACCACUAUUUGAUGCAAAUUGGAGGGAGGCUUCAUGGUACCAUUAUCAAGUUUAGCCCAAGUGGAGAGUUGAUGCAAGUGCUUGAGGAUAGACAAGGUAAGGUUGUUCGAGCUGUGAGUGAAGUAGAGGAAAAGGAUGGCGAACUCUGGUUAGGUUCGGUGCUUAUGCCAUUUAUUGCGGUUUAUAAAACAUGAACAAUGCUAACUGGGCUAUACGUUUUAUGCUCUUUUUUGUACUAUAAGAGAAAUCUGGUGUCUUAAUUUCCUCAUAAAUAUUGAUACUUGUAUUUGACGUUGUAAAAUACAGGUGUCUGUAACCUUUUUUGUUGUUGUGAAAUUACCAAAACUCUCUGUACUUUCAAGUGCCGCAUUGAGUAGGUUAUUUCAGUUGAAUAAAUGGAAACGAGUCAGAUGACGGUUACAAAGUGAAA